Molecule: messenger RNA, 816 nt
Organism: Kluyveromyces lactis
Lineage: Eukaryota; Fungi; Ascomycota; Saccharomycetes; Saccharomycetales; Saccharomycetaceae
Gene: ADD66
Product: Add66p
Exons: 1
Coding region: 1-816 (271 amino acids)
Biological process (GO): proteasome assembly
Cellular component (GO): cytosol; nucleus
Source: RefSeq, a predicted model, not a curated record
AUGUCUACUCUAUUGCUUCCUUUAGUUUCCACAGGUAACGUUUCCCAAUUAUGCGUCGAUUUGGUACUACAUUCAGAAAGUGACGAAUUCACAUUUGUCAAAGAGCUUGAUUCAAUUUGGCUUCACUCCUUUAUUGGACCGUUGGAUUUCGUGGAAGGUAGCUCAAAACCUUUGUACCAUGAUUGUAAAGGGUCUAAGAAACAAUUUACUACUCCGUUAGAGUUAUUCUAUAACAGAAGAUUGGAUUUGUAUGUUAUUCAGCAGAGAUCACCAGUCAUUGCCGGGUACGAGAACCAGUUCUUUAAAGAGGUUAUAAUACCACUGAUCAAGUCGUACGGCAUUGAAUCUGUCAUUGUGUUGGAUUCUGCAGGAGCUCUGGACCCCAGUGUACCAUUUUCGAAUGCGAACUAUCAACAUCAAUAUGCCACAGCCAAAUGUCAAUUGGAAUCCCUUGAUAAUAUCACAUUACAAUUCCAGACCAGAUUGUCGAUACAGGACGAUGAACACUCUAUAGUGAAUCAAGUGUUCCAUUUUGAUACGGCCAGUUUCCAGCAGAAUUUUUCUGCCGAUCAACCGGUGUUCAAGUUAUUCCAUCAUUUGUUGUAUCAGUCCGAUUUGAACCUCAAAUCAAUUACUUAUCUCAGCAAAGUGGUUCAUGAAGGAGAUAACUCUUGGGAUGCCUUCCAAAUAUGCGAAAAGUUGGCAGAGUUGAUCCAAGACUUAAUCCAGGGACGGUUGACUGCUCCUGUAUCUUGGAAAGGCGUUUACGGUGCGAGACCCAUUGCUUCAGGAUUUGACCAAGGUAUUUAUAGCUGA